GUCCAGGCACUGAAAAAGGAGCCUUGCAGAAAGCUAGAGGGAUAGACGGACCUGAAGAUUCUAGUAUACAUUCACAACUGAUUCAAAGAAGCUCUAGUCCUGAGAAGGAACUCCGAAGUGAAAAAAAAGUCGGCUGUAAUUGAGACCAUAAUGUCCUGCAUAGAUCCCUAUCAAUACAUUAUAGUGGAGCACCAGUAUUCACACAAGUUCACGGUGAAUGUGUUAAGGGCCACGAAAGUGACAAAAGGUGCCUUUGGUGACCUGCUUGACACUCCAGAUCCAUAUGUGGAACUUUUCAUCUCCUCAACACCUGAUAGCAGAAAACGGACAAGACACUUCAAUAAUGAUGUGAACCCUGUAUGGAAUGAAACUUUUGAAUUUAUCUUGGACCCUAAUCAGGAAAACAUUUUGGAGAUCACAUUAAUGGAUGCCAAUUAUGUCAUGGAUGAGACACUAGGCACAGCAACAUUUCCUAUUUCUUCUAUGAAAGUCGGGGAGAAGAAAGAAGUUCCAUUUAUUUUCAAUGAAGUCACUGAAAUGAUCUUGGAGCUAUCGCUAGAAGUCUGCUCUUCUCCUGACCUUCGAUUCAGCAUGGCUCUGUGUGACCAGGAAAAAAUUUUCAGACAACAGAGAAAAGAAAACAUAAAAGAAAAUAUGAAGAAACUCCUGGGUCCAAAGAAUAGUGAAGGCCUGUGUUCAUCACGUGAUGUGCCAGUGAUUGCUGUGCUGGGUUCAGGUGGUGGGUUCCGUGCCAUGGUGGGAUUUUCUGGUGUGAUGAAGGCACUGUAUGAAUCAGGAAUUUUGGAUUGUGCCACAUAUGUUGCUGGUCUUUCUGGCUCUACCUGGUACAUGUCAUCUCUAUAUUCUCAUCCUGAUUUUCCAGAGAAGGGACCAAAGGAAAUUAAUGAAGAGCUAAUGGUCAGUGUCAGCCACAAUCCCCUUUUGCCUACACCCCAGAAAGUCAAACGCUACAUAGAGUCCUUAUGGAAGAAGAAAAGCUCUGGACAGCCAGUCACUUUUACUGACAUCUUUGGGAUGUUGAUUGGAGAAACCCUAAUCCACAAUAGAAUGAGCUGCACUCUAAGUAGUUUGAAAGAAAAAGUAAAUAAAGCACAAUGUCCUUUGCCCCUCUUUACCUGUCUCCAUGUGAAACCUGAUGUUUCAGAGUUGAUGUUUGCAGAUUGGGUAGAAUUUAGCCCAUAUGAGAUUGGAAUGGCUAAGUAUGGUACAUUUAUGGCUCCUGAUUUGUUUGGAAGCAAGUUUUUUAUGGGCACAGUUGUAAAAAAAUAUGAAGAAAAUCCCCUACACUUCUUAAUGGGUGUUUGGGGUAGUGCAUUUUCUAUACUAUUCAACAGAGUUCUGGGAGUUUCUGGUUCCCAAAAUAAAGGAUCCACCAUGGAAGAAGAAUUAGAAAAUAUCACAGCAAAACAUAUUGUGAGUAAUGAUAGUUCGGACAGUGAUGAUGAAUCUCAGGAGCCCAAAGGCAGUGAAAAUAAAGAUGCUGAAAAGGAAUAUCAAAAUAACAACCAAGCAAGUUGGGUUCAGAGAAUGCUAAUGGCAUUGGUGAGUGAUUCUACCUUAUUCAACACUCGAGAGGGACGUGCUGGGAAAGUACAUAACUUCAUGCUGGGUUUGAACCUUAAUACCUCCUACCCACUAUCUCCUUUGAGAGGCAUCUCUACUCAGGAGUCCAUGGAGGAUGAUGAACUGGAUGCUGCUGUGGCAGAUCCUGAUGAGUUUGAGAGAAUAUAUGAACCACUGGAUGUCAAAAGUAAAAAGAUCCAUGUGGUCGAUAGUGGGCUCACAUUUAACCUACCAUAUCCUCUGAUCCUGAGGCCUCAGAGGGGUGUGGAUCUCAUCAUCUCCUUUGACUUUUCUGCAAGGCCAAGUGACUCCAGUCCUCCUUUUAAGGAAAUUCUGCUUGCUGAGAAGUGGGCUAAAAUGAAUAAGCUUUCCUUUCCAAAGAUUGAUCCUCAAGUCUUUGAUCGAGAAGGUCUAAAGGAAUGUUAUGUCUUCAAACCCAAAAAUCCUGAUGUAGAGAAAGAUUGUCCAACCAUCAUCCAUUUUGUUCUGGCCAAUAUCAACUUCAGGAAUUAUAAAGCUCCUGGAAUUCCAAGAGAAACACAAGAAGAGAAAGAUUUUGCUGAUUUUGAUAUUUUUGAUGACCCUGAAUCUCCCUUCUCCACCUUCAACUUUCAGUAUCCAAAUCAAGCUUUUAAAAGGCUUCACGAUUUAAUGCAUUUCAAUACAUUGAAUAAUAUAGAUGUGAUAAAGGACGCCAUAUUUGAAAGCAUUGAGUACAGAAGACAGAACCCAUCUCGUUGUUCAGUUUCUCUCAGUAACAUUGAGGCACGAAGAUUCUUUAACAAGGACUCCCUAAACAAACCCUCAGCUUAGGUCCUGUGCUAGAAAGUACAUCCAUUGUCUAUGCUAUAGCAGUUUGCAAUCCUGUAAGAACUGGAUUUGCCACAAAGCAUCAUUGCUCUAGAGAGACUGGAUGGCACUAAGAUGAACAGUGAUUUUGCUGCAUGAGAAUAAUACCAUCAUUGUCUUUUUGAGUUGACAAAUGUCAGUCAUUAUGUGGACACAUGCUUAUUUAUGUAUUCCAUCGGUAUGAAUUUCUAAAUGUACUGUAGGAACAUAUACUGAAUUUUUAAACAUUCCUCACCAGCUGUUUUAUUCACUGUACUAUUCUUUUUAAAAAUGCUGAUUCUUUUUUAGAGUAUUUGAGAGGAUUGAUGUCAAGGAGUACUGUUUUACAGGGAGUGCAAAUUUUAUCCACUGACCAGAUUUAUCACCAUAUGGGACAACACUAUUUCUUAUUUAUGUAUACAGAAAUGUAAUAGAUGUCUUUAGCAAUAUAAAAAUUAUUUCGUGAAAGCUUUUUUUAAAGAUUCAUUGUGUCAGCACUUUUAGUGAAACCUCAGAUCUUCUGUCCCCAAAGCAAGAAACCAAAAUUGAACAUAAAUAAUAUUAUCUCACAUUUAUAUAUUGCCUCAUGGGUUUACAAAGCACUUUCUUCACAACAGCCUGAUGAGGCAGGUUGUGAGGGUGUUUUUCCUCCUAUCUUAUGGAAGAGAGAACUUAUUCUCAGUGAGCCUCAGUGA
Messenger RNA from Dromiciops gliroides (monito del monte), 3107 nucleotides. It is a transcript of the gene PLA2G4A, whose product is annotated as phospholipase A2 group IVA. Gene Ontology annotation, biological process: glycerophospholipid catabolic process. NCBI's taxonomy places the organism in Eukaryota, Metazoa, Chordata, Mammalia, Microbiotheria, Microbiotheriidae. Gene Ontology annotation, molecular function: calcium-dependent phospholipid binding; calcium ion binding. Gene Ontology annotation, cellular component: nucleus; Golgi apparatus; cytosol. The record is from RefSeq and is a predicted model, not a curated record.